UUCUUAAGUAUAUUUUUUACUUUGCCUUCAUAUAUUUUUUAAUCUAUAUGAGUGGUAAAAUAUUUACAGUCGGUCUUAACUCAGUUUGAAACAGUAUAUUUUAACCGUAAUCAAUGCCCUACAUUUUGAUCCGAGGCAAUUUGGCUUCGUAUGGACAUAAGAACCCUUGGCGUGUUUUGGUAUCGGGUUUAAAAGCUGGAGAUAUAGAGCAAUUGAAACGAUUCGCCUGUGGAGGUUAUUGUGACGAUUCAACAAUUGUUUAUCUGCAACAUCCAUGCGUCAUACUUAGUGCACUUGAGGUAUUGGGUUACAAAGUUGUUGCUUCCAGUUCAACAGCCGUAAAACAGGAUUACAAUGAGUAUAUGUGGACUAUGAGAAAAGAAUUUUCUGAACCAGAACCUUCUAUAAUUGUAGAGCAAGACAAUAUAACAAAUUUCAGUAAAGAGGCUAUGCACUACCAUCAUUCUAACAAAGACGACGAGGUUUAAAUUUA
This is a messenger RNA of Zerene cesonia (dogface butterfly), 493 nucleotides long. RefSeq lists its product as uncharacterized. Bases 114 to 488 code for a protein of 124 amino acids. The record is from RefSeq and is a predicted model, not a curated record. The transcript has 3 exons. Gene Ontology annotation, biological process: negative regulation of biosynthetic process. Lineage: Eukaryota; Metazoa; Arthropoda; Insecta; Lepidoptera; Pieridae.